ACUGUAUGUAAAAGAAGAGCUCCCUUAAGUAACAUGGCUACCGCAAGCGCUCGUCGUUAAUUGAUUCCUGGAGACCCGCGUGCUCGUCAGCCGACUUCAAUGCAGCACUCCAAUUGGCUGAAGGCUCUGAGGAAAAAAAGCUUGAGGGAGCUACCGCUGCGCUUGCCGCUGCAUAGCGUUUUCUUGACCAGAGAUAGUUCUGCCAUGCUGAGUUAAUGCCUUCCGUGCGAUGAAGAAGGGCCGCGUUGAUCACGUAACUAGGAUUUGAAUGAAAAUCUCACAUUGUGCUUAUUACUUCAGUGUGUAGAUAUAGCAAUUGAAAGAACAUCAAAGAUGGGCUGAUAUCAAGCUAUUAUUCUUUUUCUUUAUUACAUUUGGGGAAAGGGAUGCUCUCACUUUGAAAUGAGCUUACAGCAUCUCUUUCUGAAGACUACAUGAAGGCUGAUUCAGUUUACUGAAACACCUAAAUUGACUACUCACUUCUAUCCUAUCCCAUCCCACCCCACGUUUCUCAGUUUUGAUAAGGGUUUUAAUACUCCACGAACUACAUAACUGGGCUGUUCCUUCAGGAAUUUAUCCUCUCUCCAUCGGUGUCAUUUUUUUUUUUUUUUGCGUCAUGGUAUUUUUUCACCAAACAAGCAGCUUGGGGCUACUGAAGUCACUGAAGAAAAGUCACAUAUUUUAUCCCAUGCCAAAGCAUCAGCAGAUGCCCAUUGUCUUGGGGUGCUUCAUUUUCACCUCGUCAUAUCAGUGUGCAAAACCAGUGGAUCCCAAAAGAAUUCGUCCAGGAACUACCACAUUGAGUUUUAAAGGUAAAGGUGAAGGUAUAAGGGAGACCAGAGUGGGGAAAGACUAUUCUUCUCCACGUCCUUUCAACCUCUUUGCUGCUGGAGCAUCGAAGAGGAGAUCAGGACCCCGUGAAGCUAUUGAAGAUUCAGAGCGCUCCAUCCUUUCGAGGCGGAUAACACUUCAUCCUCCAGAAAAACCUUUGAGUGCUGGCGAAUGGGAAGAGCUGAAGGGACAAUUUGAGGGACUGAGAAAGUUUGAACUGCUUAUGUUUGAGCAAAUGAUAGCUUGCAACAGCCCCAUCGAUGUGGCCAAAUCCUUGUUGGCUGCAGUGGCUAAUCGAGAGGGAGAUAUUCAAUACAGUAUUUUGCUGAAGUACUUGUGCCUGUGUGUCUCUCAGGGGAGCACGGAGGAGAUUUACGAUGUCCAUGACAUUCUGAAAGCCAGAUUUAAGACUUUAGAAACAUCGGGUUAUGGUCUUCUCAUCAGAGGUCUGAGUGGUACACCACGCUGGAGGGAGGCCUUGUCGCUUCUGGAGGAGUUAAAAAAAGUCAUGACCCCUUCAAAAUCAAACUAUGGAGACUGCAUCAGGGGGGCCCUUCUUAACCGGGAAAUAAAUCUUGCAUGCGAACUGUUUCAUGAGAUGCUAGCUAAGGACCUGGUGCCAAACCUGGAUACCUUACAGAUUUUCUUUGACACUGGCAGAAGUGUGAAGGAUGACAUUUUGAAAACUGAACUCAUGCACAUCCUCUCCUACUUAAGAGAUAAUCAAGUAUAUCCUGGGGAAGCUUUAAUGCAGAGCAUAAAGCAGUGGUUUGAAAGUAUUCCAGGAGAAAACUGGAAAGGAAGCUUAACUACCAUCAAACAUAGUGGGCAGUGCCCAUCUUGUAAUCAGUCCUUGGAAAGUAUUAACCUGAGUCCAGAAGAAUACAGCACUCUCAAGGAAAGAAUAAUAAAGGAUGUGAUACAAGGAACUGAUACAUUUAGGAAAACAACCCCCCAGGAACUUGAAGAAUUUCAGACAUUCGUGAAUCAGUGUCCCCCUUUUGAUAUUGUGAUUGAUGGACUCAACGUUAGCAGAGUUUACAACAAAGCCAUUCCAUCUCAAACUCUGCUGAACGUUGUCAGCUACCUAGCACAGCAGAAUCCACGGAUGCUUAUACUGGGGCGCAAACACAUGCUGAAGAAAACUUCUCAGUGGCACAGAAAUGAUAUGGCUGCUCUGCAGAAGAAAGCACACUUCUUCUUUACUGAAAACCUGUCUGAAGAUGAUCCAUUCCUGCUCUAUGCCACUCUUCACUCAGGAAGUCACUGUAGAUUUGUUACCAGAGAUCUAUUACGUGAUCAUAAGGCUUGUCUCUCUGACAGUCUAACUCGACGGCUGUUCUUUAAAUGGCAGCGGGGACAUCAGAUGGUGCUAUCUGACUACAUACCAGGAAAGAGGAUAAAGUUUGAGUCUGUAUUGAAUUUUGAUACAAUCGUGCAGACCACAGGUAACACAUGGCAUAUUCCCUAUGAUGACAACGUCUUGAAAAGAUCUUCUUAUGAAGUGCCUACAAAAUGGCUUUGUCUUCAACAGAAAUAAAGGAUGCAUUUCUCCGAACAAAAAUGUA
Messenger RNA from Podarcis raffonei (Aeolian wall lizard), 2399 nucleotides. RefSeq names its product protein only RNase P catalytic subunit (gene PRORP). Gene Ontology annotation, cellular component: mitochondrion; mitochondrial ribonuclease P complex. The transcript has 8 exons. The record is from RefSeq and is a predicted model, not a curated record. Lineage: Eukaryota; Metazoa; Chordata; Lepidosauria; Squamata; Lacertidae. Bases 617 to 2371 code for a protein of 584 amino acids. Gene Ontology annotation, biological process: mitochondrial tRNA 5'-end processing; tRNA 5'-leader removal. Gene Ontology annotation, molecular function: protein binding; ribonuclease P activity.